AUGUGGAUUCAGAAUGGGACCUCAGUGAAUGAAUUCAUUCUUCUUGGUUUCACCAGUCAUCCCACCUUGCAGCACUUCCUUUUGGUUCUGUGCCUAGUCAUAUCUCUCAUCACCAUGCUUGGAAACAGCCUCAUCAUCAUCUUGGUCUGGGUCGACUACUGCCUCCACAAGGCCAUGUACUUUUUCAUUGGGAACCUCUCUUUGUUGGAUAUAUUCUUCACGCUGAUCACAGUCCCACAGAUGUUGGUCCACAUGGCCUCUUGGCCCAGGUCCAUCUCUUUCAACAGAUGCAUGGCUCAGCUUAGCUUAACCCUAUGCUGUGGGAUUACUGAGUGCUUUAUCUUAGCUCUUAUGGCCUAUGACCGCUACAUGGCCAUAUGUCAGCCCCUUCGUUACCCCAUCAUCAUGAGAACAGAGGUAUCCAUGCAGAUGGCAGGGGCUUGCUGGCUUGGAGGUUUUCUGAAUGCUGCAGCACUGACUGUCAUCACCAUAAACUUUCCUUUCUGUGGGCCCAACAAGAUCAAUCAUUUCUUUUGUGAAGAGCCAGCUGUGCUGCAACUGGCUUGCAUGGACACCUACAUGGUAAAGAUCACCAUCUUUGCUUUGAGUGUGAUUGUCCUCAUGCUGCCUUUCACAUUCAUUGUAGUCUCCUAUAUCCACAUUGCCAGAGUGGUGCUCAGCAUACAGUCAAUGGAGGGGAGGAAACGUGCUUUCUCCACCUGUUUCACACACCUAACUGUUGUCAUAUUGUUCUACAGUACUAUCAGCUUCACUUAUUUGCAACCGCAGUCAGAUUGGGCUGCAGACCAGGAGAAGAAAGCUUCAGUCUUUUAUGCUUUGGUUUCCCCCAUGCUGAAUCCCAUCAUCUACAGCCUGAGAAAUAAGGAUGUUAAAAGAGCACUGGCCAAAGUGAUGGGGAAAAUCAGCUGA
Messenger RNA from Varanus komodoensis (Komodo dragon), 930 nucleotides. Its product is annotated as olfactory receptor 2G3-like. Gene Ontology annotation, biological process: G protein-coupled receptor signaling pathway. Gene Ontology annotation, molecular function: G protein-coupled receptor activity; olfactory receptor activity. The coding region runs from base 1 to 930 and encodes 309 amino acids. Gene Ontology annotation, cellular component: membrane. NCBI's taxonomy places the organism in Eukaryota, Metazoa, Chordata, Lepidosauria, Squamata, Varanidae. The transcript has a single exon. The record is from RefSeq and is a predicted model, not a curated record.